AUGGAACCAGUGAACUACGGUGCUAGAGAUACAGAUCGUCGUGUGAGAGAGGCAACUCAGCAGGCAUUCGAACAGCUUAUUCUGAAAGUCAAGAAGAAUUUGGCACCCUGCUUAAAAAGCAUCAUGGGAUACUGGUUAAUUUCUCAGUGUGACACCUACCUCCCUGCAGCUUCUGCAGCCAAAGUGGCAUUUCAGGCAGCAUUUCCUACAAAUAAGCAACCUGAGGCCCUUAAAUUUUGUAAAGAAGAUGUUUUGAAUGUACUGCAAGAUCACCUUCUCAAGGAUACUCCUGAAACGCUUAGCGACCCUCAGACUGUUCCAGAAGAAGAAAGGGAAGCCAAAUACCUGAGAGUUGUUACAUGUUCUUUGCUAGCUCUGAAGAAACUUCUUUAUAUGUUGCCUGCGAGUGAAUCUAGUACUUUGGAAGAAAAAGUACAGCUCCUCAUUUCACAGAACAAGUUCUGGAAAUACAGCAAACAUAAAACAGCACAGGUUCGAGCAGCAUUUUAUGAAUUAAUUUCUGCACUGUGCCAGCACUUACCCAGAACCAUGAAGUCUGAAGCUGCAAGAGUAUGCCCAGCUGUACUUCUAAGUAUUGAUGACAGUGAUGCAGUUGUCUGCCCUCCUCUUUGGGAAGCAGUACUCUACAUUUUGUCCACCAUUGAGGACUGCUGGAACUAUGUGAAUGCCAAGAAAGGAGUUUUACCAAAACUUUGGACAGUACUGAAAGAAGGAGGGCGAGGUUUGGCUGUUGUCAUACACCCCAACCUCUUGCCAUUCAUUAGCAAACUUCCUCAAGAAAUUAUUGAACCAAAGGCCGAGUUUUUCAAUACUUUCUUUAAGAGCAUGAUUCUAGGGUUGUCGAGUGGGCGUGCUUUGAUGAGCCAUUCUGAGUGCUCAGCAAUCAUUGCUGCAACCAUGGAGUGUUUGCAGUAUACUUUACUUCAAAACUCAGGUGAAAAAGAAGAAGAAACAAAAGUUCAACAAAUGCUGGUGAAUGAUCAUUUUUUACAGCUCAUGGAUUUAAUGCUUAAGAGCCCAGCAGUCCAGAAUGGCAUUUUGUUUCAUCAAACAGCUUUAAUGCUGGCUUCCUGGGAAAAACGAGUGGAUAAUGUAGAUGACAGCACAGCAGAAACAUUCGGGAGACUGCUGAAUGAUUUUUGGGGUGGUUUUGCCCAACUUUGUGUUCAUCAUGUAGAUGUAACUGAUGCAAAUGAGAAAUCUUUAGCUGGCAUCUCAGGCUUACUUAACAUUCUUCGAAAACCUGAUAUACAGUUGGACAGCAUUAAAAAGAAUACAAAGAUUCGAUUUGCAGAGGUGGAAGAGGGUGUGGAUUGUGUGAAGCAGAUGUCUUUUGAAGCACAUAAUGAGUAUAUACCCGAAAUGCCUACCAUUGCUGCAAGUGAUCCAGGCACUACCAGCACUGCACAACUUUCGCACAGAAGAAGGCAGCCUUUGGAGGAUCUUGUUUGCAGACUUGCUGAACUGAGUGUAGUGUAUGUCAAUGAACAGAAUUCAAGUAGGCAUCUGAGAUUCCUCUCUGAGCUGACUAGUGCCUUUCCAUCUCGUGAAGUCUUCCAUGUACUCCUAGACUGUGAAUUGAAGAAAAAUAUGCUUAACUCUGUAUCAAGUACAGACCCCACUGCUGUUGAAAAUCCUGCAGUACAAUUUUUGAAUCAUAAACUACUUGGUUGGUUGAAGGAAGGUACCAAGGCAGACACACAUUUCCUGGUUGAUAUCCUUUAUAGCAUUUUGCACUGCUGCCACAAUAAUAAAGAAAGGAAAAAUAUACUGGAUCGCCUGUUUGAGGCAGAAUUAAACUGGACCAUUUUUCUUUGCAUCAUAGAAAAGGCACAUGCUGAGCCAGCCAAGUAUUGCCAAGUAUCAGACUGGCUGAAAGGAGAAGUGCUGGGAGAGCAACUUGUGCUUUUAGCUGAUGAACUGUGCUUCAUAGGUCUAGAGCAGAAUCCUGCACCACAUAAAUGUCAUUCAGACAGCUGGACCCUGCUUAGUUUGGUUUUGUCUCAACAUGGUAAAAAUGAAGCCUUAAUUGGUGAAGUGUAUGUUGAAAGGAUUAUUGAUAAACUUCAUGCUGCUCUGUCAAAAGCAAAAGAUCUGUCAGAAAGUGGCAGCAUUGAGCCCUCUGUGUCCUUUAUUUGUGAUGUGGCAUCCAGCUUUUUUAGUUCUGUUAAAGGCUGCCUUCUAAUGUCAUCAGCUGAAGAUCUUUUGUUGACCAUCUUUCAGCUAUGUGCUCAAAGUCCAGAAUCAACUCACUUAUCAGAUACUCUUCUAAAUAAGCUACAUCUUACAUGGCAGGCUGGUGUCAGUUCACUGCUAAACCAACAUGCUAAUGUUUUUAAAGCAGAAGGUUUCCUAUACAGAUCUGCGCAUUGGGUGAAAAAACAGAUUCAGAAUUCAUCUUUGGAUGUUAAGAGCCUUCGUGUUCUUAUGACUGCUGUCUGUGUCUUAUUGGACAGUAUGUAUGCAACAGAUGAACAAAGUCAGCUUAUUACAGUUUAUAUAGAAUGUAUAGUUCCAAGUGACAGUGAGUGGGAAAGAAUGCAUCAGUCCCUCCCUCUGCAGCCUUUAAAGAAGCCCAUUUUGAAUGGGAAACUUUCUGUAAGUCCUGAAUAUGCUGACAUGCUUGCUAAACAGUGUUCCGUUGAGAGAGUCCCAAGUCAUCUUUGUACAGCAGCUUUAUUAUGUUAUGUGAUAUUGCACAAGCUUGAACUGGAAGCUGCUAAACAGAAAGAAAGGAGUACAUUUUCUAUAGGAAACGUUGUUUUUUCAGAGUUGUUGUAUGCACUACAGUGGUGUGAGGAAUUAGAGCAUACCCCUGCUGUCAUCUUAGAAUACUGUGGAAUGCUUCAAGAAAUGGAGAUCACGUAUGAGACGUUUAGAAAAGAAAAUGAUACGUUUACUAGUCUUUUGGAAAUCCUGUAUAACAGAUCAUCAACACAUGGAUCACUGUGGUCUUUAACACUUGCUGCAUUUAUUGAAAGAUUUCAGCAUGGAACUCCAGAAUUAAAACCACUAUAUGGAUCAAUAGAUGGGUUUUUCCCACUAAAUGAAGCAAAGUUGCACACUCUUCAAAACAUAUCUGCUUUCUUGCUAACGGAUGAAAAAGAAGAACUUGUGGCACAGUGUACAGCAAGAUUAAUGACAUGCCUAGCCACCCAUUUCUGCAACAUUGAUGGAGGAUUUGGAUACCUUGCUGUUCUUAACAGUUGUUUGAACACUGGCUCCACUAUUUGUCAGGAAAUAUUACGAGAAAUAUUGCAUACUAUCACAUCAUGGAGAGAAGAUCAUGAGAAUAUCUUCCUUUUUAAUUGCAAUUUGCAAGACUCUGAACCAUGGCUACUGGGUGUCAAUACAGAAAUGAUCCGAUUCCUGUCUUUGUUGAUCAGUCUUUUUCCCUCUGGAAUGAUAGACAGUGACAUGGAUUUUAUUUUGUGCUCCAUGGUGUCUUGGAUGGAGACUGCAUGUGAUAAUGUGUUACCAUUGCGUUCUCCACUGGUACAGCUUUUUGCCUGCAUGAGCUGUGACUUGGUGUCUUCCGUCAGUGCCUUUUUCCAUUCUGUAGCGAAAGACGUACCUGAAAUGCUUCCUCCAAACUUGAUGACUGAGUGGAAGGAGUUUUUUGAAGAAGGGAUUCAUGGCUUGCUGCUUCCACUAUUUGUAAAUGUCACAGAUAACUACAGGGAUCCGUGUGGCCCAGGCUUCCCUGCAUCUGUUUUGACAUCUUUAGGAAAAGCGUUGGUAUACAUUCCUCUUGACAAGUUGUCAAACAAUAAUCUUUUUCCUAUGUUCAUCACUGGACAGAAGACACACUUGCCUGACAAACUUCAGACCCUGUUGAAUACAAUUGCUCCUCUGCUUCUCUUCAGAGCUAGACCUGUGCAAGUCACUGCCUUCUGCAUUUUAAACAAGAUAAUGCAGGAGUUACCAAAAUUUGAUAGUGAAGAUUCUGCUGUCGAUGAUGAUGAAGUGGAAGAACCAGUGCUGUCACCACCUGCUGCAGUUAUGAGUAUCCUUGAAACUCUGGAGGAUUUGCUGGAGAAUAUUCUUGGAUCAGUACUAGUUGGGGAGUUUGCAGUUAUCCAUCCACUAAGUGAAGAAUACUGUUGUGUUUUAGCAUACCUCCUUACAUGGAAACUAUUGCUGACAUUCUUUAAGGCAGCACCUUCGCAAUUACGAGUUUUGUAUUCUCAAUAUCUGCGGAGGUCUAAGUCAUUGCAUAAACUGCUAUAUCAUCUUUUUCGUCUCAUGCCUGAAAGCCCUGUUCUGCCUGGACAGACAGCUGAGUCUGGGAAUAAGGAGCUGAAGACGCUCUUUUCUGAGGAAUUUCAGUUAAGCAUUAAAGAACCAGAAAAUUUAUCAAUGGAGAUCCCACAUUUGGCUUGCUGCGUGUAUUAUACUGCACUGAUGGACUUGCCUGCAAUGGUGCGUCUUUGGUGGAGCAACCUAGACAAGCGCACAUUUGGUAUUGUUGACAAAUUUACUGGGAAGUAUGUCAGCAACAAGCUUUCCUCCCAAGAAAUUUCUUCAGUGCAAACAAGUACACAGACCUUCACAAACAUGACGGUCAAAGCCCGCCUUACAACUCGAGAAGUGAUUGCUACUUAUUCAGUGGAUGAUGUAUUUAUUGAACUUUGCAUCCAGCUGCCACAGAACUACCCUCUUGGAUCAAUAACUGUAGAAAGUGGCAAACGAGUUGGUGUAUCUGUGCAACAGUGGCGCAACUGGAUGUUACAGCUGAACACUUAUCUUACUCAUCAGAACGGCAGUAUCAUGGAAGGACUGUGUCUUUGGAAAAACAAUGUUGAUAAACGAUUUGAAGGUGUCGAAGACUGCAUGAUAUGCUUCUCUGUUAUUCAUGGUUCCAACUAUUCCCUUCCAAAGAAAGGUUGUAAAACAUGCAAGAAGAAAUUCCAUUCAGCAUGUCUGUAUAAAUGGUUCACAUCCAGCAACAAGUCUACGUGCCCACUUUGCAGAGAGACCUUCUUCUGAAAAUUACACCCAGUCAGUUCUUGAUGUUGCACAGUUUUAAAGGACAAUAAAUUGCUUCAAAUACUGACUUUGGACUGGACAGCAUUCACACCAGAUCUACGAAUAUCAGGAUGCAGAAGACAUUUAAUUUUAUAUAUAUAUAUAUAUAUAUACUUUGUUCAGCCAUUAAAUAUUUGUUGAACGUGUACAAUCAGAGAAUGUAAAAUAAUAAAUAGUUGCAAAUAUUUAUCACAUUUAGCUGUUUAUAAAUUCUACUGCUCUGUUGGAAUCAUUGUGCUGUUGACCGUUUGUACUUUUAUGUCUGAUGUCUUUUUUUUAAUUCCUCACAAAAGUGGCCAUAGAUUCUAAAGGAUGACAUUUGUUUCAGACUUCACUGUGGUGGGCCAUGGUUCUUUGUUAGAAAGCACUUUUAUAUUAAGCAUUCAUUACAUUUUUUUUAACUAAGCAGAUUUAUUUUUGUCCCGUGUCCAGUCUACAGAAGAAAACUAAGUUGUUCAUAUCCAUUGAACAUGCAGUUCACUGUGAAUUGUUUGGAAAUAUUGAAACUGUUAGCCCUUGUAACAGCUAUUAGUAUAUGAAAUGCCAUUAAGCAUAUAAUAUAAUAGUUGUCCAUUGGAACAAA
Messenger RNA from Protopterus annectens (West African lungfish), 5632 nucleotides. Its product is annotated as E3 ubiquitin-protein ligase listerin-like. The record is from RefSeq and is a predicted model, not a curated record. Bases 1 to 5010 code for a protein of 1669 amino acids. Lineage: Eukaryota; Metazoa; Chordata; Ceratodontiformes; Protopteridae. Gene Ontology annotation, biological process: rescue of stalled cytosolic ribosome; ribosome-associated ubiquitin-dependent protein catabolic process. Gene Ontology annotation, cellular component: RQC complex; cytosol. The transcript is spliced from 28 exons. Gene Ontology annotation, molecular function: zinc ion binding; ribosomal large subunit binding; ubiquitin protein ligase activity.